CAAAAUCCUCACGCGCAUUUCGGAGACUGUGAUCCACUCUCCGGAUUUUCCUAUAUUGUUUGAUCGUGCGACCGCGUUCAACGAUAUAUUCGGACACUGCAUCAGUUUUGGAUCUGCGUGGAAGCGUAAACUUUGAGCUGGAGAUACCGUUGACGGUCGGCUGAUUAUAUCAUUUCCAUUGCGUCCAGGAGUCGGUGCUAAAAGGAUGAAUGAGAACAAGCGGUUUCAGUUGGGCACCAUUGGGGCUUUGAGCCUCUCUGUGAUUUCAUCGGUGUCGAUUGUGAUUUGCAAUAAGGCGCUUAUGAGCACUCUACGGUUCAAAUUUGCUACGACUUUGACAAGCUGGCAUUUAUUAGUUACAUUUUGUUCCCUCCACGUGGCACUCUUGAUGAAACUGUUUGAGCACAAGUCUUUUGAUUCAAGAACUGUGAUUGGAUUUGGUAUUCUUAAUGGGAUCUCAAUUGGAUUGCUGAACCUUAGCCUUGGUUUCAAUUCUGUGGGUUUCUAUCAGAUGACAAAGCUUGCUAUCAUCCCUUGCACUGUUCUACUAGAGACACUUUUCCUGAGCAAAAAGUUUAGUAGGAGCAUUCAGCUUUCUCUAUUCAUCUUACUUUUUGGUGUUGGAGUCGCAACUGUUACUGAUUUGCAACUCAAUGUCCUGGGCUCUAUCCUGUCACUCCUUGCAGUACUCACAACUUGCAUUGCCCAAAUUAUGACAAAUACCAUCCAGAAAAAGUUUAAGGUCUCCUCAACGCAGCUGUUGUAUCAAACAUGUCCUUAUCAAGCGAUGACUCUAUUUGUUUCCGGGCCAUUUCUGGACAAGUUUUUGACCAACCAGAAUGUGUUUGCUUUCCAAUAUACUCCGCAAGUGCUGGGAUUCAUUGUUAUGUCCUGCUUGAUAUCAAUUUCUGUUAACUUUAGCACAUUUCUUGUGAUUGGAAAGACAUCGCCUGUCACCUACCAAGUUCUUGGGCAUCUUAAAACAUGUUUGGUAUUAGCGUUUGGUUAUGUCCUACUUCGUGAUCCAUUUAACUGGAGGAAUAUUCUUGGGAUCCUGAUUGCAAUGAUUGGCAUGGUUCUUUACUCUUAUUACUGCACUCUAGAGUCACAGAGAAAAGCUACGGAAGAUUCGCCCCAACAACUUCAGCCACAGGAAGAUGAAUCAAUUCCCUUGGUACGCUUGGAAAAUGGAAGUGCACGUUACAAAUGAUGUUAAUAUAUCCUUUAAAAGUUAGCUGCAGAGCUUGAAGCAUUUGAACAAAUGAGUAAAAGCUAUAAUCUACAUUUUGGUGCAACUCAAUCAGAUAUGGUUAAGUUGUGACAAUAUAUCUGAUGGGGAGAAAGUUGUUCAGUACAAGUAAUUGAGUCCCUAGACGAACGACUUUUCCACCUCAUAUAUUCUUUGAAUUUAGUAUACAUAUGAUAUCACGGUGCUAUUUGAUGUAGCAAAAUGCUUAUUAGAUCUUUUCACGAGGUAGGAUAAAAGUUAGCUUGGUUGAGCUAUAUACAUAAGAAAGCUUUCUAUUUACAAGUGAAUAAUGUGAUAUCUGAAACAUGUUUCAAAAAUUGCCAUCAGAAUUCUUACAAUUUUUAAAAAGAAAGUCCACCGUCAUGAUAUUAUUCUAAUUAUU
Messenger RNA from Cuscuta epithymum, 1631 nucleotides. NCBI's taxonomy places the organism in Eukaryota, Viridiplantae, Streptophyta, Magnoliopsida, Solanales, Convolvulaceae. The record is from the annotation of a GenBank genome assembly.